AUGUUAAAACAAUUUAUUGUGCUACUUUUCUUAUCAAUUUCAUGUAGUGUUGCUUACAAAUCUGAUUAUGAAUAUCAUCCAGAUGCAGGUGCAUGGUUCAAACUACACAGAGUGACAGCAACAUGGCAGCAAGCAUUUUUCCGAUGUCACAACGAGGGAGCCCUACUUGCGUCUCCAACUACUGAAAAAAUGCUGAGGGCAAUGCAGCGUCUGCUUCAAGAUAAUAGAGUCGGCGCAAAUUUACAUUACAUCGGCACUCACUCGAAGUUCUCGCCUGGACAUUUUGUAGCUUUAGAAGGUACUCCCAUAGAAAAUAUGCCGGUGAUGGAUAUGGUCGACAUAUUAAACACACAAGACGGCGAUUGCUUGACUAUGACCGAUACUGUUAUAAAUGUCAAUACGUGCAUGAAGGAACUGCCAUACAUAUGUUAUAGAACCCAGGAAAUGAGUCAGAACAACACCGAAUGUGGGACAUUUGACGAAGACUAUCAACUUGAUGCAAGCACGGGCAGUUGCUACAAAAUUCAUACGAAACCUCGAACAUGGUCUGACGCGAACUCGAUGUGUGUCACCGAAGGUGGGUCCUUGGCCGUCCUGAACGAUGAAGAAGAAGCACGUAUUAUUCAAAAAAUGUUCCCAAAAAUUACAAUGAAUUCUACAGAGUUUAAAGAAUACGACUCUCUAUACAUUGGUCUGCAGGACUGGGAUGGAAGUGGUACCUGGUUAAGUAUUCGUGGCGAGCCUAUUCAAGAACUUUAUAACAAUUGGAACAAACCCAAGCCAACAUAUGAAGCAUUUGAUGAGUACUGUGGCGUGAUAACCAGCACCGGAAAGAUUGACAAUAUUGGAUGUGAUCGAUUAUCCGUGUUCGUGUGCGAAAAAGAUCCUGACAAUGUUCGGUAUUCUGUAGAACAUCAAGAACAAGAUAAUGAAUGA
Messenger RNA from Arctia plantaginis, 936 nucleotides. The record is from the annotation of a GenBank genome assembly. Lineage: Eukaryota; Metazoa; Arthropoda; Insecta; Lepidoptera; Erebidae.